Molecule: messenger RNA, 777 nt
Organism: Trichoplusia ni (cabbage looper)
Lineage: Eukaryota; Metazoa; Arthropoda; Insecta; Lepidoptera; Noctuidae
Gene: SNRPG
Product: probable small nuclear ribonucleoprotein G
Exons: 3
Coding region: 114-344 (76 amino acids)
Biological process (GO): mRNA splicing, via spliceosome; spliceosomal snRNP assembly
Cellular component (GO): U1 snRNP; P granule; U2 snRNP
Molecular function (GO): RNA binding
Source: RefSeq, a predicted model, not a curated record
AAGUAAAAAAAAAGUGAUUCUUCAAUCAAAUCCAAACAAGUGAAAUUGUGCCGGGUUGCAAAAUUUUGUGCAAACGGUUGUUUUAUAGAGAAAAUAAAUAAAAAAAGGUAAAAAUGUCGAAAGCUCACCCUCCGGAAUUGAAAAAGUUCAUGGACAAGAAACUGUCAAUUAAACUAAAUGCUGGCCGCGCCGUAACAGGAGUCCUCCGAGGAUUUGACCCUUUCAUGAACCUAGUGCUGGAUGAAUCAGUCGAGGAAUGCAAAGAUGGUCAGCGAAACAACAUUGGCAUGGUGGUCAUUCGAGGGAACAGUAUUGUGAUGUUGGAGUCACUAGAUAGAAUAUAGUAAUAAAUUCAUUCCCUAAUUUAAGAUAGGAAAAUACCCACUGCACCAUAUCUAAACUCAAUAGUUAACAAAUAAAAUUGAAGGUACAUCUAGAAAUAAGAAAAUCUACAGCUUUUAUUUAUUCUGUAAAUGUUUAUACUAAGAAAACCUAAUAAACAUAGGGGAAUAGAUGUUGAUUGAUUAUAUUGUGUUUUGAUAUGGAGUAGUCAAUGUGUGUGUGAUAUGUAAGUCUCAUGCAUAUUUAUGUGCCGGCAUUCACCAAAAACUAUUUAAAAUUUAAACAAUGAAUCCAAUGUUUGCAGAAUACUGAGAAAACCUGAUAUGCUCGAGGGUAACAAAAAAAUCAUUUGUAUUGUAAUAAAAGUGUUGAGAAUUGAAUAAUGUAAGAUAAACAUGUCGUGUUAUUCUAAAAGUAAAAUAUUUCUUAAUAACA